UAAUUUCGUGAUGACAUUCCAGCCUGUUUGCUGAAGUUCGCUCACACUGGAGCAGUUUGGGAAUCUGCUGGAAAACACGUGAAAGCUCAGUUUUUCAUCAUGCCAAACUGGGGUGGAGGAAACAAAUGCGGCGCCUGCCGUGGGACGGUGUACCACGCUGAAGAGGUCCAGUGUGACGGGGGGAGUUUUCACAAGUGCUGCUUCCUCUGCAUGGUCUGUAGAAAAGGGUUAGACAGCACCACAUUGGCCAUCCAUGACCAGGAAAUCUACUGCAAGUCUUGCUACGGUAAAAAGUACGGCCCGAAAGGAUACGGCUACGGUCAGGGAGCAGGAACGCUCAAUAUGGACCGCGGCGAGAGACUGGGCAUCAAACCAGAAGAAACCCAAACUCACCGACCCACCACCAACCCAAACCCGUCCAAGUUCGCGCAGAAGUUCGGCGGCUCGGAGAAGUGCGCUCGCUGUGGAGAGUCUGUGUACGCCGCAGAGAAGGUGAUGAGCGCUGGGAAGCCGUGGCACAAGAACUGCUUUCGCUGUGCCAAAUGUGGGAAGAGUUUGGAGUCGACCACUCAGACGGAGAAAGAUGGAGAAAUCUACUGCAAAGCAUGUUAUGCAAAGAACUUCGGACCAAAAGGAUUUGGAUACGGUCAGGGAGCAGGAGCUCUGGUUCACGCUCAAUGAUAGUCAGGACUUUGCAUGUUUCUUUACUAUUAUAAACACAAGGUUGUUACUCAUUUCAAAAGAAGAGAAUGAUUAUUUUGCAUAAAGAAAAAGGAAAAUUAAGAUAAAGGCCGUUAAGCGUUAUAUUUUCAUGAAAAUUAAGCACAUUUCCUCUCCAA
Molecule: messenger RNA, 839 nt
Organism: Sinocyclocheilus rhinocerous
Lineage: Eukaryota; Metazoa; Chordata; Actinopteri; Cypriniformes; Cyprinidae
Gene: csrp2
Product: cysteine and glycine-rich protein 2
Exons: 6
Coding region: 100-681 (193 amino acids)
Biological process (GO): sarcomere organization; muscle tissue development
Cellular component (GO): nucleus; Z disc; cytoplasm
Molecular function (GO): actinin binding; structural constituent of muscle
Source: RefSeq, a predicted model, not a curated record